ACCAAAUCAUUGUUGCGGUUAAGAUAAUUAAAAGAACCUUUGGUAGCUCGAACGAAAACUAAAUAACUUCGUCGACUCAAGAUGAAACUUUGGUUCAGUUUUAUCGCUUUCGUAGCUUUCGUUGGCUUUUGCGUUGCUGUGCCGUUGAGAGAUGACAUGGGCAAUGAUGAAGAUGUCAAUGAAGAGAUGAUGAGAGACUUGGACGAAAAUGCAUCUGAUGUCAUGAAUGAGGAAAAGCAAGAGAGUGCCGAUGAUGAAGCGAAGCCGGAGGAAGAUAAGCCAAAGACAGAGGAGCCUCAGGAGAAAGGCAACGAAGCUGAGGCAAAGGACGAAAAUGAACGGAAAGACGAUGAUGAUGAAGCGAAGCCGGAGGAAGAUAAACCAAAGACAGAGGAGCCUCAGGCGGAAGGCAACGAAACUGGGGCAAAGGACGAAAAUGAACAGAAAGACGACGAUGAUGAAGCAAAGCCGGAGGAAGAUAAGCCAAAGACAGAGGAACCUCAGGCGGAAGACAACGAAGCUGAGGCAAAGGACGAAAAUAAACGGAAAGACGACGAUGAUGAAGCGAAGGCGGAGGAAGAUAAGCCAAAGACAGAGGAGCCUCAAGCGGAAGACAAUAAAGCUGAAGUGAAACAGGACGAGAAAGAACCAAACGCGAUCGAAGAUGAGACGAAGUCGGAGCUUCAGAAAUCGGAGGAGGAAGAUAACCUGCACAAAGAUGCCGAAAUUAGGCCGAAAGAAGAAGAUAAGUCGAAGGAUGAAGAAGAUGAAAACCAAGCGGAAAACGAAAGACAACAAGAAGCUGCGGAUAGUAAACCUAAAAACGAAGGUACGGCGAAAGAAAACGAAGAUGCUUCGAAAGAUAACGAAGAUGAAGCAAAAAGUGAAGAAAAUGUUGAAGAUAAUACUAACAAUGAAAACGAUGAAAAUGACAAUGAAAGCGACGAGGAACACGAUGAAGACGACGAAAAAGAAGAUGAUGAAAAACAAUCGAACAACAAAGGCAUGGGUAACGGCAAAGUAAACAAGCCGAAAAAUUUUUGGGAUUUUUAUCCAUACCCUGACCAUAUUCAUUAUCCCGUUAUUUGGCCAGGACCAUGGGGUGGUUAUCCGUAUGGUGGUUUUCCAGUUGUCAUUCUUCAACCUCCAGAAAAGAAAAAAGGCGGCAAAAAAGGAACGAAGAGAUAUUUCGGCUAUAAUUUCGGUCAUUGGCCCUGGUACGGACACAGUUUAGGAAAUGGUCAUGGAUACAGUUUUGGACAUGGAGUUGGCAACGGCCUCUACCGGUAUCCAGCCUUGGGAGUUGGUUUGCCGUAUGGUGUUUAUGGAAAAUAAGUUGAGGUUCAAGAAGUGAUUGAUAUAUGCCUUAUACGCAGAAAGGCGUUUUCGAAAGUGUAGUCAUGUAAAGUAACUUUUAUCGUAAUUAGCAUCCGUUUUUAUUGAAGUAUAUUACGAGAAAUACAAAUAAUAGAA
Molecule: messenger RNA, 1473 nt
Organism: Dendronephthya gigantea
Lineage: Eukaryota; Metazoa; Cnidaria; Anthozoa; Malacalcyonacea; Nephtheidae
Product: protein starmaker-like
Exons: 5
Coding region: 82-1335 (417 amino acids)
Source: RefSeq, a predicted model, not a curated record